AUGGCACCGACCGUCCAGGACGUCAAGUCCUCCACGAACAACACACUUUCCUCCAUACAAUCUAAAGCUCAAGAAACAAUAUCGUCCAUACCGACCUCCCGCGAUGAAUUACCUUCCAAGGAGGAUCUCAAGAAGGAAGUCGAGCAAAGUGCUAAGAAGGCUGCUUCGGGUCUGAGAUCUCUUGCAGCAGGUGGUGUUGGUGGUGUCUGCGCCGUCGUGGUCGGCCACCCUUUCGACCUGGUCAAGGUCCGUUUACAAACAGCUGAGAAAGGUGUAUACACUGGUGCCAUGGACGUGGUCAGGAGAACAGUAGCUCGCGAGGGCAUGUUCCGCGGUCUAUACGCCGGUGUAUCUGCACCACUAGUGGGCGUAACUCCCAUGUUCGCCGUGAGCUUCUGGGGUUACGACAUGGGCAAGAAGCUAGUCGAAGCCACCACCGUCGUCCCAGUCAAAAACAACACGCCCCAAUACAGCAUAGGGCAGAUCUCCGCAGCUGGCUUCUUCUCUGCCAUACCCAUGACACUAAUCACCGCACCCUUCGAGCGCGUCAAAGUCCUACUACAAAUCCAAGGCCAGAAACAGCUCGCUCCAGGCGAAAAGCCAAAAUACUCCGGCGGCGUCGACGUCGUCAGACAACUCUACAAAGAAGGCGGCAUCAAAUCCGUCUUCCGCGGCAGCGCCAUGACCCUAGCAAGAGACGGCCCAGGCUCAGCAGCCUACUUCGCAACCUACGAAUACAUCAAGCGCACACUAUCCCCCAAAGACGCAGAGGGCAACGCAACCGGCGAACUAAGCUUGUCGGCCGUCCUCGCUGCCGGUGGUGCAGCUGGUGUCGCUAUGUGGAUACCUGUCUUCCCAGUCGAUACCAUCAAGAGCAGGAUACAGACUGAUCCUGGAAAGCCGACUAUUGGUGGUACAAUCUCGCAGUUGUAUGGCAAGGGUGGCAUUAAGGCAUUCUUUCCUGGAUUCGGACCGGCGUUGGCGAGAGCUGUGCCGGCGAAUGCUGCUACUUUCUUGGGUGUAGAGUUGGCGCAUAAAGCUAUGAAUAACAUGUUUGGAUGA
Molecule: messenger RNA, 1062 nt
Organism: Lithohypha guttulata
Lineage: Eukaryota; Fungi; Ascomycota; Eurotiomycetes; Chaetothyriales; Trichomeriaceae
Gene: CRC1
Product: carnitine transporter
Exons: 1
Coding region: 1-1062 (353 amino acids)
Biological process (GO): carnitine transmembrane transport; mitochondrial transport
Cellular component (GO): mitochondrial envelope
Molecular function (GO): O-acyl-L-carnitine transmembrane transporter activity
Source: RefSeq, a predicted model, not a curated record